Messenger RNA from Dama dama (fallow deer), 3626 nucleotides. Its product is annotated as apolipoprotein L3-like. The transcript is spliced from 6 exons. Gene Ontology annotation, cellular component: membrane; extracellular region. Gene Ontology annotation, molecular function: lipid binding. The record is from RefSeq and is a predicted model, not a curated record. Gene Ontology annotation, biological process: lipid transport; lipoprotein metabolic process. The coding region runs from base 417 to 1439 and encodes 340 amino acids. Lineage: Eukaryota; Metazoa; Chordata; Mammalia; Artiodactyla; Cervidae.
GCUCAGAGGAUGUAUGUGGUCAUUGCAGAGACGCAGAGCUGGCGGCUGCAUCUGCACAGAUGUGAACAACUGGAUCUUGUUCACACUCGGAGAGAGGAAGGUUCCUGAGUAAGCAGGAGCAGAGAUGCCAGUCUAUGGAAUUCAUCUCCCUUGAAAGGGGUCUUCCUUCCUUUGAGGGGACGGAAGCCCAAGGGCGCACAUGUGGGUAGGCAAGAUGCUACUGGACAAUAUCUGUUGAAGGAUCAUUGUGAGAACUAAAAGGAAAUGAAUUCAUACCAAGCAACUGGGAAGGUGCCUGGUGCAAAGUGGGAAGUCAUCAACCACAAUCACUAAUAAGUAGGGUGAGGUCACACUUCCUUCCAGCCUGACGCAGACAAGGAGCUGAUGGGAGGUCUCUGAGAGCCCCUGCUGCCAACAUGAGCUCAGAAAACUUCGGACACUGCUCAGAUAUUGAGAUCUUUUUUGAGGAGGUCGUUGAAUGUCUCUGGGACAUACUGGGCAGAAAGGAACUGCUCCACCUGCUGAAUGAAUUCCUGGAGAGAAUUAAGACUGAGGCCACUUUGUCCAGGAAAGAUGCCAAGGAACUACACAAAUAUCUGAAGGAAUUGAACAGAGCCUUGGUUGAGGAGGACCAGGAAAGACUCACCAAAGAGCAGCUGGACAGGAGGAGGUUUCUGAUUAAGUUUCCUCGGGUGAAACGGCAGCUGGAGGAGUUCAUAGGCAAGUUCCACGAGCUCGCAGACAAGGUUGACAAGGUGCAUAAGGGAUGUACCAUCUCCAACGUGGUGGCCCACAGCACCGGUGCUGUGUCUAGUAUUCUGACCAUUGUUGGCCUGGCUCUGGCACCCGUGACAGCGGGGGCCAGUGUGGUGCUCUUGGCCACUGGGAUAGGGUUUGGAGCAGCAGCGGCUGUGACCAGUGUGUCCACCACUAUCAUCGAACAUGUGAAGAGGUCAUCAGCAGAAACCGAAGCCAGUCACAUGAUGUCAAGUGUCGUCAAGAAAUGGAAGGUUCUCCUAGAGGUACUCAAGGGCAACCCCCACAUUGUUGACACAAGAGAGAAAGUCACAAAAGCUGUGCAAUGCAUUGAAAUGAACAUCCAUGCCAUGGAGACAGGCAAUGUCAACCCUGAGUCUGCACCCAGUGCAAACAUCUACAUGAGCCCUGCGAGGAUCUCAGUCCCAGCCAUCCAGCACAUAGAGGGGGGUUUCAAAGCCACAGCUUUAACAAUAACCAAAGGAGCCCGGAUUGCGGGCUUGGCCACUGCAGGGGUCUUCCUUCUGGUGGAUGUGGGCUUCCUGGUGAAGGAGUCAAAGCACUUGCACUAUGGUGCCAAGACAGUAGCAGCUGAUAGCCUGAGGCAGCGGGCGUGGGAGUUGGAGAGGAAGUUGGAGGAGCUCACCCAGAUCUAUGAGAAUCUGCAGGAGGACCUGAUUUAGCCAUCCCCAGAGCAGUGCAGGGUCCAGGGACAUGUGAGGGGCUAACAUGCAGAGGUACUUUGUUAGAGGGAAAGAGAGGGAGACCACAUUAAUGAAGCCGGGUGUUAGGAAUUUGGCAUUUCUGUGGUUGAGCACAGCAGUGCAGGGAUGGAUGUAGGUGAUGGAUGAGGAGAGGGAAGGAAGGGGCCUGGAGCCUGGAUUAAGGGAGGAGGGGGCACCAGAGAAUGAGAGGCGGGGAGAAGCGACUUUUUUUUCAUACUAAGAACAUUUUACUUUGUGUUAGAGUAUAGCCGAUUAACAAUGUCGUGAUAGUUUCAGGUGAACUGCAAAGCGACUCAGCCAUACACACACAUGCAUCCAUUUUCCCCCAAACUCCCCUCCCAUCAGAAACCACUUCCUUUGGACUAAAGAUGACCCUGGAGGCAGAAUAAAGGGAGAGUCAGGUGAACUAGCAAUAAAAGGCCCGGUAUACAAACGGGGUGAAAAUGGGAUAAAGUCAGAGAGUUAGGAUUGUUGGGAUCCAGAAGGAAUAGGGGCUCCUCUAUCACCAUCCCCAGGCUGUGAUGUCCCAGCAAGAAGAGUCUUCCCCUGCUGGUGGUCUCUGGACAUCUCCUCCACAUCAACUCACCUGUGGCCCUAGCUGAUGUAUCUUAAUAAGGCAGUGACUUCUUUUGUUUGUUUGUUGUAUUGAAGGAUAAUUGAUUUACAGUAUUCUAUUAAUUUCAGGUAUACAGCAAAGUGAUUCAAUCAUACAGGUAUCUAUGUAUUUAUCUGGGCUUUGCAGGUGGUAAAGAAUGUGUCUGCUAAGCAGGAGACACAGGUUUCAUUCCUGGGUAGGGAAGAUUCCCUGGAGGAGGAAAUGACACCCCACUUCAAUAUUCUUGUCUGGGAAAUCCCAUAGACAGUGGAGCCUGGCCUGCUACAGUCCAUGAGGUUGCAAAGAGUCAGACAUGACAGAACAUCUGAGCAUGUGUAUAUCUAUAUUUUUUUUUUAUUCAUUUCCAUUAUAGCUUAUUAUAGUUCAUUACAAGAUAUUGAAUACUGUUCCUAUGCUAUUACAGUAGGCAAGCCCUUGUUUAUCUGGUGUGUAUCUGUUAAUCCCAUCUCCUAAUUUAUCUGUCCCCCCAAAGCUUUGGUAAAAAUUUCCUUUUUCUGUGUCUAUGAGUCUGUUUCUAUUCAUUUGUUCACUUGUAUUAUUUUCUGGAUUCCACAUAUAAGUUCAUAUCACAUAUUUGUUUUUGUCUGACUUACUUCACUCAGAAUAGUAAUCUCUAGAUCUAUACAUAUUGUUACAGAUAAUAUUAUUUCAUUAUUCUUUAAGGCUGAGUAGUAUUCCAUGGUAUGUCUACAUGUACCACAUUUGCUUUACUCAUUAAUCUGUCAACAGACAUUUAGGUUAAUAUAAUGUCUUGGCCGUUAUGAAUAGUACUGCUGUGAACAUCAGGGUACAUAUAUCUUUUCAAAUUAGAGCUUUAAUUUUUUCUAGAUAUAUGCCCAGAAGCGGGAUUGCUAAAUCAUACGGUAGCUCUAUUUUUAGUUGUUUAAGAAAACUCCAUGUAGUCUUCUAUGGUGGCUGCACCAAUUUACAUUCCCACCAACAGUGGAGGAGGGUUCCCUUUUCUCCACGGCCUCAGAGCAUUGUAGAUAUAGAUGAUGGCCCCUCUGAUGCUGUAGGGGGAUAACUUACUGUAGGGUGACUUACGUUUCUCUAAUGAUUAGUGAUGUUGGGAAUGUUCCAUGUCCCUGUGGCCAUCCGUGUGUCUGCAUGGAGCAUUGUCCGUGUGGAUCCUCAGGCAGUGACUCUGAUGACAAGGAUGAUGCUGACGUUGGUGACAGCACUGGUGACAGCACAGUGGGGGGAACAGGUGACACGUUGCCAGGUGCUCUUGGGUCCAGAGUGACUGAGAGAUCAGGGACGUCUCCAUGAAAGUCCAAGUGUAGAGUAGGAACAGAGGUUGAAUCAAAAGAAAGAAAGAAGAAAGAAGGAUGAAACAAGGAGGCAGAAACAGGCCAAGGAACUUUGCGGUGUGUGAGGAGAUGAAACAGCCUGGGGCCAACAGACACGACUCUCUGACCCUCGCUUUCUUCUCCAGCUGGGGGUGAGGCUGAAUAAGAUAUUUCAGGUUGCUCUGCUUCUCUUCACUUUGUGUUGUCUAGAAUCUGGUUCAGUAAAUAUGAGCUGAUUUA